Molecule: messenger RNA, 653 nt
Organism: Syzygium oleosum
Lineage: Eukaryota; Viridiplantae; Streptophyta; Magnoliopsida; Myrtales; Myrtaceae
Product: photosystem II reaction center W protein, chloroplastic
Exons: 2
Coding region: 106-513 (135 amino acids)
Biological process (GO): photosynthesis
Cellular component (GO): photosystem II; chloroplast
Source: RefSeq, a predicted model, not a curated record
CCUCUUCUCAUCAAGCCUCUCCAUCAAAUAAACCGUUCUCACUUGCCAAUCACACCCAACACAUCCCUUUGGAGAGAGAGAGAGAGAGGGAGAGAGAGGAGAGAGAUGGCCACCAUCACUGCAAGCUCUGCAACCUCCAUGGUCUCAUGCAGAGGUCUCUCUCAGAAGAGACCUCUUGGGGUUUCAUCCUCCCCUGUUCUUGGGUUGCCUGCAAUUGCUAUGAAGGGAAGAGUCCAGUGUUCCGCAGAUGGGAAGCCCUCAGAGCCGGAGAAAGCCUCGAGCGUGGGCAUGAGUGCGUCGCUGGUCGCGGCCCUGUGCGCGGCGACCAUGUCAGGCCCGGCCAUGUCUCUGGUGGACGACAGGAUGAGCACCGAAGGGACGGGGCUCCCGUUCGGGUUGAGCAACAACCUGCUCGGAUGGAUCCUGUUGGGUGUGUUUGGGCUCAUCUGGGCUCUCUACAUCAUCUACGCCUCGAGCCUUGAAGAGGAUGAAGAAUCAGGAUUGUCUCUCUGAAUCUUCAAUGAGAGUAUCAUUCAGGGGAAUGUAAAAUCCACAGAGACUGUUCACUCCAAUGUGCCUGUAGCAUGAACUACUCUUUGCUUGUGAAAUCUUAUGUGUAUCUGUAUAAUUAACGGUUCGUCGGCUUUCGUUAA